This is a messenger RNA of Nycticebus coucang (slow loris), 3735 nucleotides long. RefSeq names its product partner of NOB1 homolog (gene PNO1). Gene Ontology annotation, cellular component: nucleolus. The coding region runs from base 59 to 817 and encodes 252 amino acids. The record is from RefSeq and is a predicted model, not a curated record. Gene Ontology annotation, molecular function: RNA binding. NCBI's taxonomy places the organism in Eukaryota, Metazoa, Chordata, Mammalia, Primates, Lorisidae. The transcript has 7 exons.
CGGUGCAGCAGUGCACGUGUUGGAGCCGGAAGCGCCGCUGGGGCUGAGAUCUGGGGAGAUGGAAGAAGAAAUGGAGGCUCAGAGCACCGGGGCGGAGGAGGGCUUCACCCAUGUCACCCGCAAGGGUGGCCGGCUGGCGAAGAAACGACAGGCUGAUCAGCUGUCGGCAACGGGGGAGGGCGAGGACGCCAGCCGUAUGAUCACAGAGGAGGCCCGGCCACCGAAGAGGCCUGUGUUCCCGCCCCUCUCGGGGGACGGGUUCCUGAGUGGGAAAGGAGAAAUAAGAAAAAUUCCAGUCCCAGCUAACAGAUACACACCGUUAAAAGAAAACUGGAUGAAAAUAUUUACUCCUAUAGUAGAGCAUUUGGGACUCCAGAUACGCUUUAACUUGAAAUCAAGGAAUGUGGAAAUCAGGACUUGUAAAGAAACUAAGGAUGUUAGUGCUCUGACAAAAGCAACCGAUUUUGUGAAAGCCUUUAUCCUUGGGUUUCAGGUGGAGGAUGCACUUGCCCUCAUCAGGUUGGAUGAUCUAUUCCUGGAGUCCUUUGAAAUUACAGAUGUUAAGCCUCUAAAGGGAGACCAUCUGUCCAGAGCAAUAGGAAGAAUUGCUGGCAAAGGAGGAAAAACUAAAUUCACCAUAGAGAAUGUGACACGGACUCGGAUAGUUUUGGCUGAUGUGAAAGUUCAUAUCCUUGGCUCUUUCCAAAACAUCAAGAUGGCAAGAACUGCCAUUUGCAACCUCAUCUUGGGAAAUCCUCCAUCAAAGGUUUAUGGCAAUAUUCGAGCUGUGGCUAGCAGAGCAGCAGAUCGAUUGUAAUUUCAAAUCAGAGACGCCUAUCUUUGGACUCCAAGAAAAAGACAUUGCGUUCUACAAUUGGUCUCAAGAAACCAUGUGAAGAAUUUUCAGUCACUUUAAGCCUCAGUCACUUCUUCCAUUCUCUGUCAGAGCAUAACCAGAAAGAUUUAAUAGCCUUCACACACCACAGCUUUUAGAGGAGUAUUUACAUAUAAAAAUUUAAUACUUUUAUUAUUCUUACACAUUAGGUAUAAUUUAUAAUUACUUUUCAUUUUAAGUCACACAUAGCAGAUCUAUGUAGCUUGUAAUCCUCUCACUUGGAGGGAGGCUUCUUGCUUAAACAGUUCUGUGUGAAUUUAUAAGUUAUUUGUGAAUUUAUAGCAUUUUAUAGAAUAAAAUUAUUUCAUAAGUUUUAAUUAAAAGUAUCAUCUCAGAAAUCCUAUGAAACCUGCUCUUCAAAACUGUGUGGUGUGUAUUUUAAAACCAGGUCAUAAGCAGUGGUCUUAGCUGUUGUAUAUGAAUUAAUAAGAGCUAAUCUUUGUACUAUUGUGCAGUUUUUUAAAUCCAAGACCUACAUCACAAGGUUGACGUGAGGAAAGUAUCUUAUUUUUCAAGGAAGUAUUUAGUGAAAGUAGUCAAGACAUUACCAAUGUUUGAGUAUCCAGAUGCUCCUCAACUUACAACACAGUGAUACCUGUAUAGAUCUACUGUGAGUUUAAGUAUCACAAGUCAAAAAUAUAUUUAAUACACUUGACAUCCUGAACUUUGCUCAGAACACUAAGCCUGUGGUUAAGCAAAAUCCUCGACCACAAAGCCAAUAAAGUGUUGAAUUUCUCAUAAAAUGUAUUGAAUACUCAACGUGAAAAACAAAAUGGUUGUGUGGGUACUCAUAGCACAGCUUCCAACAAAUGCCUGUCACUCUCACACCUGUAAAGUUAAAAAAUUGUUAAGUGGAGCCAUCAUAAAGCUAUACUCCAUAGUAAGGAUGAAAUAAUACAAGGAUGUCUCCUCUGCCAAUAAACAGUUCUAAAAAUGCAAUAGGAGUUUUACUAGGGUCUUCCUAUUUAAAUGUGAUUAUUUUCCUUUUUAAAUGGAAGGAACUUAGGGGCAGCACCUGUGGCUCAAAGGAGUAGGGCACCAGCCCCCUAUACCGGAGGUGGUAGGUUCAAACCCAGCCCCAGCCAAAAACUACAAAAAAAAAAUGGAAGGAACUUACUUUUAAUGUGAUUUUGAUACUACCAUCUUGUAUAUCUUUAAAACUCUUAAUGAAAACUUGAACUUUGAUGACUUGGAAAAUUCAUGUAAGAACUAAAAGUAUUCUUGGUAAGCUUCUUUCCUUUGUAUCAGUUACAUGUGUCACUGUUCCCAGCUACUUUGUACAUCACAUAGAAUUGGAUAUACUUACACACUAACUGGAAAUUCAGUUGAAAAUUGCUGAAAAUGUCCCUGCCCACUUUUUUCCUGUUGCAGCACAACAGCAUGGAGAAAGUGUGUAUAAAUGAUGUUACUGCAGUUUGAGACUUUCAUAUUCUGGGGUCUGUGAAGGCUGGCUGAUGUACUGGCCCACCCUCGCCCUUUGCCCAGGAAGUAUAUUCAAAAUCAUGACACUUGGUGUGUACUUUUCUCAGUAACGUAAUGUCCACAGCUUUAAUCAGGUUUUCAAAACACUUGGCCAGAAUGUACUGUCACUAGGUAACCAUAAAGUUUUGGGGUUGAUUUUUAAGGUAUUGAGGCAGGAAGUUAAGAGCAUUAUUUUGAUUAGGAAGUAUGAGUUCUUCCAUAUUAAAAGGAAGUGAUGUUUUCAUAUAGUUUGAAUUAACUUCAUUUUGAAGAUCUUCUAAGUAGUACAACUAUCAGUAAUACAGGGGAGCAAAUGUAUUUCCCUGAAAGCUGUCUAAAAUCUGGGAUGCUGGAUUUAAAGACUUAUUUGGGGCCCAUCCUGAGCAAGUGUUUAUAUAUCUCCCCUGACCCUGGGGGAAGUAGUACUAAUUAGGGCUUGAAAAGAUAGAAAAUGUUAGCAGUAACCCAAAUAAUUUUUGGGAUACGAAAGGAUAAAACAGAAAUAGAGGUAUUAAAUUUGAUUGUAUCAUACUGGCAGGUGAUCUUAACCAUCCGGGUCAAAUAACUUCAUUAAACUUUUCCCUGAAGGGCCAGGACACUAUUUCAGACCUUAUUCAUGCUAUGCUUAUGGAUGUUUCUAUGGCACAUUAUGCUAUGUUGUAAUUAUUAUGUCUGUCUGUAAGGCCUCAUGUACAUUCCUGACAUAACAGUUCACAUAUGUAUCGACUGAUACACUGCCUGGGGGAUGAGCCUAGGAGAAGAGUAUUUUCUGAGCUAUUUGUGGCUGAAAAGGGAGGAGACAUUGGAUUUCCUCCUGGUCACUACAAGAUAUUGGACUCAACUCUCAUGCCACCUAGAACUAGGAUGAUAGGCAAGAAAACUCAUGCUUGUUGGGCAUGUGGUAAAGAGACCUAAUUUUCCCGAUCCUAGAGCCAUGUUAACCAUACUUAGAUAGGGACAGCAUGCUUAAGUUACUGGAAGCAAAUGGGAUGCAUACACAGCCAUCUACGACCUGCAGAAUACUUCCAUUGUGCCCAUGCAAAUUACUGCUUUGGUCAAAGAAACCACAAGGUCUUCUGGAAGCUUGAGAGCAGGAACACCUGUUUGAUCUGGUUAGCACACAGAUUUUAAGGCCCAAGGGAACUAACCGAAAGGUUGAAAUGAGAAUGGACUUGAACUUAAAUUUUAGCUACUGCAAUAAGACCAUUUUAAGUGUGUGGAUGUUUUGAAAACUAAAGGUUAAUGUUUAAAGAAGUGAGCUUGAAUACCCGUUUUCUUUUUAAGUCUCAGAAACUAGAAAGAUUGAUUUCUUAAAACAAAAAAAAUUGUAAAAUAUACAUAAAAUUUACUACUUUCAUUUUUGUAAGUGUACAUAAAUU